CUCAACUCCCGCACCCCUCACACCCGCCACGUUCCGCGGAUGGGCGUCACCAAUCUCCCAAAAUCACGUCGCCUCGACAGUCUCCUGAACACGCCACAGAUCCAAACAGCAGUAUGACUGUGGCCCGCGGCGAAGGCUCCCCUGAGCGAGUAGGGGGUGCCCUGCGUCGUCUGCAUUAUAAGGCGACAAGGCGUGCCCACUCCGCAGCCGCAAGGCAUCACAGCACCACCUCCACUCCUAAGGUGGUCGUCAUGGGCAGCAGCACGACAUCAGACAAAACGAUCAACACCAGCACAGACUCCGCUGCCACUGCCCUCACUUCCAUCACGGGGACUGACGACUCCAUGGACGCUGAGCCUGAACCCCCUGAGUUGCCAUCCCAACCUCCAAGCCUCAUGGACUCAGAACCCUCUCAAAAUCCACCAAGCACGGCCCCACCACAUUACCAUCGAGCUCAGAACAGCUGCGAACUGGUUUCUCCAGUUUAUACAAAACCUCAGUCAGCAUCUGACGUCAUAGAUUCUCCAAGACCAGGCCCAGCCAGGUUCGUCUUUGAUGUUCCUUUACCGGACCCAAAGCGGUUCGAGAAAAAGCGGAACAAAACACAAGUGAAUCUGACCAGUGGGCCAUCGACGUCUAUCCAAAUACCUUACGAUCCCAAAAUGGAGAUUCCCAAAAGCCCAAAGGCCAAUCAAUCAAAAUACGAAACACAUUUCAAAUUUGAACCUGAACCCGUUAAAAGGCGAGGCAGUGAGCCGAGGAUGAAGAAUAAACAGAAGCUGGAUAAACAGGAUUAUUAUAAGGAUGAAGUUGCGAAGCUGAGACGGCAGUUGGAAGGGACGGAGGUGUUUACGACAACUAGAAGACGGUCUUCCGCACACCAGCAUUCCGUUCCACCGCCUUCUUCAAGAAGACAAUCAACAGCGGCUCAAGUCCACGUCACGGCCAAUCCUCUAGAUUCAGCGGCAACUACAAUACCAGCCGGUCGUACAACCAUCGUGGUCCAACAGCCGUCUCUCUCCCUCGAUUAUGGAGGCUGCUCCACUAUCCUCGUGAGGGACGAGGACGGAAGACGUAAGAGUAGAGUCUGCAGCGAUCAUAUACAGCAGCUGUUGGACGUGACUAGUCAGUUCACUUCGGAGGAUCUUCACGACUUUGACAAGAGGUACGGUAGCCCUCACCACUCCAGAUCGCAGUCAGUGAAAGCUGCGAGGUCCCGGACUGGGGAGCGCCAACUGCUCGGGUUACCACAGCAGCGGGCUCGAGUGGCUUCCAUGCCCAACACUGGAGUCGAGGAAGAAUAUUACAGACUAAGACACUUCAGCAUUACUGGCAAAGGUGUAGUGAACCGCGGCGAUUCCUUGCGCUCUAGAAGAUCCCGGUCCAACACUUCUGUGGCAUCAAGCGCGUCCAGCACUGAAGCUGUCACCAGAGCUUCAGCGCCUUGUUCUCUAGCUUCCUCAAGGGACUCGUCAGCAGGUCUGAGUGCUUAUAGAGUGUUAGUGCUGGGAGCUCCAGGAGUCGGGAAAUCGAGUUUAGUUGGACAAUUCAUGACAUCAGAAUACUUACACGCAUACGACACCAGUAUAGAUGAUGAAUCUGGCGAGAGGUCCGUUUGUGUUUUAUUGGCUGGUGAAGAGUCUGAAAUCACAUUCUUGGACUCGCCUCCUGACCACGUGGUUUCUGAAGGCUGCGCACAUGGUUACUGCGUGGUCUACUCAACAGCUGACAGGAGCAGCUUCGGCGAAGCAGAGCGGAGGCUGCAAGCGCUGUGGGCAGCAGGACAUACCUCCCGCCGCGCAGUCAUAUUAGUUGGGAAUAAGGCAGACUUGGCCAGGUCGAGGGCUGUACCCACAGAUGAGGGCAAAAGCCUAGCCACGUCGUACGAGUGCAAAUUUAUCGAGACAUCAGUGGGUAUCAACCACAACGUCGAUGAACUGCUAGUGGGGCUCCUGACGCAGAUCAGGCUGAAACAGCAGCAUGCUGAGAGGGUCAGAAAACGCAGCGGAUCCCGCAAGAAUCGCAGUCGGACGAGAUCACCAAUGGACACAGAGACGCCAGCACCACCCGUGCCGCCACCAGCCACUGCAUCUGCUGCCAGCACUCCCAGGAAGAGGACCAGGCUAUCAGCCAGUGUUAAGGUCCGUGGCUUGCUCGGGCGUGUCUGGGCGCGAGAUUCGAAGUCCAAAUCCUGCGAAAACCUUCACGUCCUCUAG
This is a messenger RNA of Achroia grisella, 2216 nucleotides long. RefSeq lists its product as uncharacterized. The transcript has 13 exons. Gene Ontology annotation, cellular component: plasma membrane. Gene Ontology annotation, molecular function: GTPase activity; GTP binding; calcium channel regulator activity. The coding region runs from base 114 to 2216 and encodes 700 amino acids. Lineage: Eukaryota; Metazoa; Arthropoda; Insecta; Lepidoptera; Pyralidae. The record is from RefSeq and is a predicted model, not a curated record.